GUUUAAUAUGACGAUUCUGUUUUGUUUUUCUAGACUUCCUACUCCGCUCAGGAUUGUGAUAGGGAUAUUCAAAGAAUAAAAGAUCAUAUGGCUGAGUUUCGUCUUCUAGAGAAGGCUUUGCGCAAAAGAUUAAACAAAUACAAAAGCUUGAAGCAGUCUACACCAUUUAAGAAAGACAUGCUGACGUCGACUGCAACUCCGGCCGACAUCACUACAGAGACGUUAAGUCCAACCAAUGACUUAUUACCUACUGUUUCAACUAUAGACAGUGUGCCAACUUCCACUGUAACUUCAGUCCUCAUCUCAACUAAACCAUUAGUUACGACAACCUAUUUACAACAACCUAUUAUAAUCGACUGUACUAACAAUUGGAACGAACCAACAAGCUACGUCUACGUUGGCUGUUAUAAUGAGGAAACGCCAUUCACAGGAGGAAGAGUAAUAGCAACAGUCGAAGGACAGUAUCCGACAGUUUCGGGCUCGUAUAGAGCCAGAACAAAUGCAAUACAGAAAUGUGCAAGAAUAGCAUUUUGUUUGGGAUACAAGGUUUUUGCCCUACAAGAUGGUGGCUGGUGUGCUACAUCAGAGAACGCCCACUUGACGUACAAUUCAUAUGGCCAUUCCUCUGCGUGCCCACCAGGAGGAGGCGAAGGAGCUCCAGCCACGAAUGCUGUAUACCAGAUAACUAACAAUUUUUAAACUGUUUGUAUAAGACUCUGGUAAUAACUUUGAACCUAACAUAAGCCUAAUACGAUUUGAAUAAAAUGAAUUUUUUCUGUUUCUGUCUUGUACUUAUCAAGACUCGUCCUAUCAGCCCAGUAUAUAAACCCGGAUAUAUUUUACGGACGACCGACUACCUUUGGUCUUACAAAACUAAUUUUUUUUUUUUUUCCAAUCUUCAAAUAGAUACAACUUCACUAAAAUAUUGUGUUAGUGGUAUUUCAAAUUGCUUACAGAAUUCGUUUGCUUAUAAAAUUAUCGUACGUUAGUAAGGUGGGCAAGAAGCAUCCAAACGAACUGAUUAGUAGCGUAGCCAACCUAAAAGUUUGGUUGGGGCAAUUUUUUGGUGAUUACGUAUUACGACGCGUACUCGCGCUUUUUGCUCUGAAAAGACCACAUUAAAGCAGCCACCGAUAUCUUAAAAAAUCUAUCCACACACUUACUCCAUUAAUCAAGAUAUAUAAGUGCGCAUUUCAUCUAUCUCGGUUGGUGCAUUUGGGGAAAAUGCUAAAUAGGCACUGUAUAGCAACCUCGUCAAAUCCCAAUCGGAGAAUAAUUGUCGCUUUGUAUUUCUAAACAAUAUGUGUACGUAUGAAAUUUUCAUUCAUCUGCAAAAGUUAGUUGAUUAAAUCAAUUGAAUUUUGCUCUGUCUUUUUAUCUCUCAGAUUAUAAAAGUAAAAUACCAAUAUCUGUGUCAUCGUUUAUUUUAUUUUUCCUCGUCGUGUCAAUGUCCCAGUUAGAUGUAUAAACACUUUGUUACUUACCGAUUGAAGUUCCUGAGUAAAUUAAAAUUACUUCAUUCAAUGACCCGGAUGUAUUUGCUCUAUAUUUAAAAA
This is a messenger RNA of Styela clava, 1556 nucleotides long. The record is from RefSeq and is a predicted model, not a curated record. Lineage: Eukaryota; Metazoa; Chordata; Ascidiacea; Stolidobranchia; Styelidae.